ACAAACAACAACCAAGAAAACAUGCGUGCAAACAGAGCAUCUCCACCAUGACAACGAUUCAAGAGACUAACAUAAAGUCCGUUGCGACUCCAGUUGAAAUAGGCGAUCGUCUCAGUCCAGCGCCAGCAUCACGUCCAAGUUCAAACAAGGCGGGCAUCUCAAUCAUCCAGUACGACCCCGCUCUCGCCUCCAUCAUCGGCCCAAACCCAACUCACGCCCUCCUCCUCUCCUCGAUAGAAACCUCCGCGAACGCCUUCUUCCACCGCGGAUGCGUCUACGUUCCCUCCCGAAAAGAGCUAUGGACGACAUCCGCCCCCCUCGCAGCAACUGACCCCACGCGGCCCCCAACGAUCCUCAUGUCAAAGGUCAAAGUGAAACCCAACCGAUCAAACGGCACCCUCGCCGUUGAAUGGGCCAAGAUGCGUCCGCCCCAAGCCAUGCCCAUGCCCUCAGGCGGCUGCGUAGUCGGAGAUGACGUCGCAGUAUGGUGUUCCCAGGGGACAAUGGCCUCGCAGACAGGCGGUGUGCUCCUCAUGCCGGCGGGCAAGCCCCCGCAGCGGGUGGUGUCCGGCUACUACGGCCACGACUUCAACUCCCCGCACAGCGCCGCCGUCUCGCCCCGGGACAACGGGAUCUGGUUCACGGACCCGUGCUGCGGGCACGAGCAGGACUUUAGGGCUCGUCCUCAAUUGCCGCCGCAGGUGUAUCGUUGCGAUCCGAAGAGCGGGGAGGUCAGGGCCAUGGCGGAUGGCUUUAAGCGGCCGACUGGGAUCGCGAUUGAUGAGGCGUUUUCGACGGUGUAUGUUGCGGAUGCUGGUGGGGUGCGCGUUGACGGAAGUCUUGAUUUGACCGAACCGCGGAGUAUCUACGCUUUUGAUAUCGUGGAGCGAAAUGGUUCCGUGUUCCUGGCGAAUAGGCGGCUUUUUGCCCUGGCCAAGAGGGGUGCUCCCAUGCACCUCAUGUGCGAGAACGGCAACGUGUGGGCAGCCUGCAGCGACGGCAUUGAGAUUUGGAGCGAUGACGGUUCAUUGAUCGGUGUGAUUUCGGUUCCAGGUGGUGUCAUGAGCUUCUGUCGCGGGCCAGAUGACACGGUCUUUAUUUGCGCCGAGCAGAGGUUGUGGAGGCUCCAGCUUUUGGGUGAUUGCAGUGACCAUUCAGUUGCUAGUCCGGAGUUGAUUUAAGAUACAGUCAAGCGACUGUGACACCCGAGAUAAGUUUUGACUCUUCGAAAGUCCUCAUGAUUUCUAUGCUUGCUUUCAAGGUGGCGAGGGAGUUGUCGGGAACAUGGGUGUAUAGUAGGCUCAAGAACUAGCGUGGAAUGCAUGUAGCGUCGUGAGACGACCUUGAAUUCAGCCAGUAGUGUAUUCGAAUUAAGAAAUGAAACUACC
Messenger RNA from Colletotrichum godetiae, 1388 nucleotides. RefSeq lists its product as uncharacterized. The coding region runs from base 48 to 1181 and encodes 377 amino acids. The transcript has 5 exons. NCBI's taxonomy places the organism in Eukaryota, Fungi, Ascomycota, Sordariomycetes, Glomerellales, Glomerellaceae. The record is from RefSeq and is a predicted model, not a curated record.